CUGCACGCCACUCGACUGCAGAGUUUAUUCUUAAAAAGUUUUACAGUCGGUAAGCAGUUCAGUUCAUCGGAGACCGCGACGCAACAAAUUUAUUUCGCUCUCAUCUCAAAAAACUAUCUACACAACACAAGUUUAACUAUCGGGACAUUUUUCAAACAGUGAACAAUUUUUUUUCAUCAGCAAAUCAUAUAGUGUCGAAGUGUGCUUCAAAUUCUCUAGAAAUGAAAUCAGCGCGUAAUAAUUCGGCGCAAAUGGUUUUUGUUAUAACGUAAAAUAAGAAGAUAACAACUUAACGGUUCAGUGCGAAGAUUGAAUGUCUUCCAUUAAGUGCGCUGUAAUUUGCGUGAACAUCACGUGACUUAUAAAAAAAAAGUGUUUGCAUCAAAACUUGAAAGCGAAGACAUUAUCUUUAUUCCACUAUACCGAAAGAAGUGAACGCGGGAAGAUUAUACAAAACUAUGUAUAGUUUAUGAUGACCUUCUUAUUGGAAUACCAUCGAACUGCGGACCGCCUUGGAGGAAGUUGUCUCAAGAUUUCAGAAUGCGCCCAUCUACAACGGAGCAGCUUUGGAAUUUGAACAAUGCUUCAUUGAAAGGCAUCGAGUACUCACUGAAUAGUGCAUCCAACGUGGCGCAAUUAGAUUUUAUCAUGAUGAAAAUUAAACUUGCAAAAGAUGAACACUGCGAUUCCUAUUCAGAAGCUGAUAAUAGUAAAUCGAAGAGCUGCUCAAUAAAAUCAGGACUUUCUUCCCCCACAAACACGAGAGCCAUUCUUUGUGAACAUAAUUCUGUCUACUUAAAUACUUUGGCUAAUGAUAAUACCGGUGAGGAAUCCUCAGAAUCCGGUUGUAUUUCAAAAAGUUUGGACAGUUCUCAUCCAAUAACCGAUACAAAGAAAGGCGUCAAAUUGAAAGAUGAUUUUCAUCAAGCCCCAGAAAACUUGAAUACAUUGGACGGCAUAAUCAAAGAGAUUGAUAAGCUUAGAUUUGGUAAAGAUUCUCCAAAAAUUCAGAUGAUGAUCUUAAAAUCAGAGAAGACUACAAACUCGUCAGGAUGUAUCGAUAAUCAGAAAAAUGGCACCUCCCUUACAAAAGAUAAUGCCAUGAAAUCAAACGACUCUAAGAAGGAUUAUCAAAUGAAUAUAUACAUUGAGAGACAGAUAGACGAGGUAGAAGAAAGGCCAAAUAAUUUUGAUUUAGAUAACAGAUUGGAAAAUCAGGAUGACGAUGAUGAAAAUCUUAUUGCUCGUGGGCCAGUCAGACCUCACCUAUGCCGAAUUCGGAACAAAUCUUAUGAUACAUUAGAUUGGCUGUUUCAAUCUGAUGGAUAUUCAUCUCGUGAAUAUUAUGAUGGGCAGCAAAGUGAAACCUCUGAUUAUGAGACCAGCAUCCAACAAUUAAUGACCGACAAUGAUUACAGAGAAACGAUCGAUUCUUGUUUGGAACAGCUAUCAGAUUCGAGUAAAAAAACUGAAAAUUAUUAUGCAAAAGCCAACUUGGAGACAAUUCAGUAUGAAAAGAACUGCAGCAACCAAGAUUUGAUGAGCGUUUCAUCGUCAAAGACACCUCCUGCGAUUGUCGUGAACAAUCCAGAGGGCGCUUCUCUUCUGGAAAUUCUGGCUCGAGGAGGUUUUCAAGCAGCCCAUAUUUUUUCGGAUACUGAAACAAACGGCUCAUCUCCACGGGUGAGUUCAGAAGUCUGGCCUGAUUCACCUGCAAGCAGCUGUAACAUAGUUACCUCAAGACCAAAUAGUCGAUCAUCUAGCAGAGGACAAUCGCCAGGUCCUACUAUAAUGCCUAUCAAUAUCGCUGGCAGUCCUCCGGGUUCAUCUCAGGUGCCAUUAAAUUUCCGAUCUUGUCAGGGUUUCUCUUCCUCGUCUUCAUCAAACCAAUCUUACUGCGAGACACCGAGUCCAUCCAAUUAUCAAUCUCCUUUGGAUCAAAGAUCGGAAGAUCAACUGUACGAUGGAUUCAACAGUUUUGCAUACUGGCAAAAAAAUGACGAGUCUUCAAGCACUAUCGUCGGGAACAAUACUGCCGAACUCAUUGACGCGAUAGACAGCAAUGAACUCCGACUAGUGGAGGAAGUGGUCUUAAAAGAGAUGAGCAAAAAAGGCUCUGCGUCAGAGGAAAUGCAAGUUGUUCCAAAUUCUCAGCUAGAUUACAGAGGAUUUGAGUCCCUUGAAUCUGUACAAAGUCUACUAUGUCCUACAGACAAACACUCUAGGUGUUCUUUAGACACUAAUCAGAUAACCAGAAGUGAAAGGACAAAUGUCCGCGCCCGGACUGACAUGAAUUUCUUCACAGAGUCUUUGAACUUUGCAAAUACAGGCAGCAUCAUCAACGAAGCUCAACAAAGUUUGGUCUAUCCUAAAACUAGUGAUGGGUUUGAUCUAGUCUAUUCCGAAAAUGUAUCGCCUGGUAGUUGUUGCAGGGGAAAGGUUUCGACCACCAGAAGUUACAUAGAAAACACUUCACCUCCUAAUAAUGAUAUUGGGAAGUCUUCAUCAGCCAGUUUGGAAAUUGACGCAACAAUAGAGACUAUACUUGCCAACAAGCAGGCAACAAAUAAUUCCAUAAAUGAUGCCAGCUUUGACAUGGAUUUGUUUGACUGUGCAAAAAGCACUUGCACCACUUACAGUGGUUCAUCAAACGUCCACAGUGGAAGAACUUCUGUUUCCGAACAACCUACGACAUCUACAUUCAACGACUUCCAGAUUCCAGAAAUUUUAAGCAAACACUCAAGACAUCAUAUACCACUAUGGUCUUCAUUAAAUCUUCCUUCAACGAAGGCGUGUGAUAAACUUAUCAAAGAACUCAAUCCCAAAGAAGUCGAGAAAGCCAUGAAGAGUCUCUUGAAAAAAUCCAAGGAGGAACUUGCGAAAGCUGACGAGGAUGGCGAUACGAUGUUGAUGUGUUUGGUUGGUAAUCCAGACGAGUUAAGGAAGAAAAAGGCUUAUUUGCCACCAUUAGUUGAGAGGCUUAGCACAGUGGAAGGUGCUUUGUCUGCUAUCAAUAACCGUGGAGAGGAUGCUUUGUAUUUAAUGGCAAUGAACUGUCCACAAAUGGCAUACAUAACGGGUUAUUUAGCAGCCACCAUGCUUCAAAAAGGGAUUCACGUCGGACAGAAAUUGUAUCAACCUCGAGGUGAUACGUUAAUUCAUGCAGUAGCAGCGAAAGGUGAUUCCCACAAAGCUGUGCUUGCAGAACUAUUGGCCCUAAAAACUGUUCAAGGAAAUCCGGGUUUCAACGUUUCUACUCGAAACUACGAAGGGAAAACAGCUCUUCACGUAGCAGUAGAGUCGCACGACCCUAUAAAUAGGGGUCGAAAGUCAAUUGCAACGGUGCAACUACUUUUGGAACAUGGUGCAGAUCUCACGAUUAAGGAAACUAUCCGAGGAAACACGGCCCUGCAUGCUGCAGUAUUCAUAAGCUGUGAUCCUGUUCUUGUUAAGGUUUUGUUGGCUAGAAACAGUCAAGAUAUUAUCAAUAUCGGAAAUUAUCAUGGCAAUACAUCUUUGCACAUGGCGAUGAUGUGUAACGGUGUUAAUUUGGAAAGGCAAAUGGAAGUUUGUAAAAUCUUAGUGGAAAAUGGUGCAAAGAUAAGUAUUGCUAAUGGGAGCAGCAGAACUCCAUUGGAGUUUGUGCAUCCAGACAGAAAAGACACAUUAAGGACGAUCUUCCACAGAAGAAGUAAAAUUCACUAAAAUAGCAAAGAUCUCAAUGGACAAAAUUAUAUAAUAAAGAUGUGAUGGCA
Belonocnema kinseyi is the source of this 3755-nucleotide messenger RNA. RefSeq names its product serine-rich adhesin for platelets-like. Gene Ontology annotation, biological process: regulation of gene expression. Gene Ontology annotation, cellular component: nucleus. The transcript is spliced from 10 exons. The record is from RefSeq and is a predicted model, not a curated record. Gene Ontology annotation, molecular function: protein binding. The coding region runs from base 541 to 3705 and encodes 1054 amino acids. NCBI's taxonomy places the organism in Eukaryota, Metazoa, Arthropoda, Insecta, Hymenoptera, Cynipidae.